Molecule: messenger RNA, 1392 nt
Organism: Alnus glutinosa
Lineage: Eukaryota; Viridiplantae; Streptophyta; Magnoliopsida; Fagales; Betulaceae
Product: cysteine-rich repeat secretory protein 38-like
Exons: 2
Coding region: 123-1016 (297 amino acids)
Source: RefSeq, a predicted model, not a curated record
ACUCCAAGAAUGGAUUUUCUCUCUCAUAGACUAAGGUAGAGCAGAAACAGAAACUCCUUCAGCUACCAUAUUGAGAGAUUUGGCCAUUAUCAUAGUACUACACAAGCCCUCAGAAAGUAAAUAUGAUUCAUUCCCAUAUUGUUCCAAAAGUACUUACUCGUCCGUUUAUGGCAUUUCUGCUUUAUGUUUUCCUCCCCCUCCUCUGCAAUCUGGCCUAUGCCGACCCUCCGUAUGAAAUUUGUUCAAACACUAGUAACUAUGCAGGUAAUAUGACAUUAUUUGAGGACAAUCUCCAAGAUGUCCUCUCUUCUUUAUCCUCGAAUGCUUCUGUUUCCAAAUUCUAUAAUACCUCCAAAGGAAAUUACCCAGAUGAAGUUUAUAGUCUUUACAUGUGCCUCGACUAUGUUACAAGUGAAACCUGCCUGAAAUGCAUAACAACCGCUACACAAGACAUUUUGAGACUCUGUCCAAACACAACAGAAGCAGUUGUCUGGGAGGAGGUAUGCCAGUUGCGCUUCUCCAACAAAAAUUUCUUUGGCCAAUUGAAUGUCACAGGAAACGUUCUUAACCUGGAUAACAAGCAGAACAUUUCGGAACCAGAACAGUUCAAAUCUGCUGUGAAGGAGACGUUGACUAAUCUUACUAAGAGGGCAGCUUUCAAUCUUUCAGCUCACAUGUAUGCUACUGGGGAAGCACCCUUCCAAGAUAAGACAAUAUAUGCUCUAGUACAGUGCACCAGAGACUUAUCCGCUGAUGGGUGUGAUUCAUGCCUUCAGAGCGCCAUAACAGAUGUUUUAACUUGCUGCUAUUUCUCUGUUGGUGCAAGACUUCCUAGUCGUAGUUGCUACUUGAGGUAUGAGCUAUAUAACUUUUAUAACGCAUCUGAAGCUCCCAGUUCAACUAAUGGGCAAGAAAGAAGCAGUGGAGGGAAAACAUGGAUGAUGGUAAUUCUUGCAGUUGUAUCGAUCAGCAUGCCUGGCCAUGGUACUUUUGAGUUCCUGUAUCUUUUGCCUUGAGGAAUGAAGGGAAGGCGUUGGAGUUGAUGGAUCCUUUAUUGAUUGACUCAUGCUGUCAAGAUGAAUUUUUAAGAUACAUUCAUAUUGGAUUGUUGUGUGUUCAAGAAGAUGCAAAUGAUAAACCAACCAUGUCAUAUGUGGUAGUGAUGUUGAAAAAUGAAACGGUAACUCUAUGCCAACAGGGCCUGCCUCGGUGACGGAACGUACCCAUAAGCGGAUUCGAAACUUCAUUGGUGGCUUAUUUUGUUUUGUGUGUAGUAUAACAAUAGAUUAUUGAAGUUUGUAUUUGGUUGUAUUUGAACUCUAAUAUAUGUGAUUUGCACAUAUAUGUAAUAUUUAAUUUGGUCAAAGAAAGUGAUUUCAAAGUUUGUGCUCA